Molecule: messenger RNA, 3169 nt
Organism: Nomia melanderi (Alkali bee)
Lineage: Eukaryota; Metazoa; Arthropoda; Insecta; Hymenoptera; Halictidae
Source: RefSeq, a predicted model, not a curated record
AUGGCGGCCAUAUUGACUAUGUAUACCCAACCCAGCACGAAGGAUGUUUGUGCGUGCCUGGCACGAUCGCUGUUACAUCGCGGUCGCUGUCAUCGUUGUCGUCGUCGUCGUUGACGUUGUUGUCCCUGUUGUUGUCUACGUUGUAUCCUAAUCGUUGUCGACGCGGUAUAGUGACCAGGACAGUUGAUUCGUAACACGGUGAACGGAUUUGAAUAAAAUCGACGGUUUCUGUUCGCGAGAUGUCAAGUCAAAUAUGCCUGAAAUGGAACAGUUUUUUGAACAACAUCGCGACGAGCUUCGAGAGCUUGUGGGAAGAGGAAGGCCUCGUUGAUGUGACACUGGCCAGUGACGGACAGUGUCUCACUGCUCACAAAGUGAUCCUCUCCGCUAGUAGUCCGUUCUUCAAGAAAGUUUUUCAGACUAAUCCCUGUCAGCAUCCGGUUAUAAUACUACAAGAUGUACACUUCAGUGAAUUGGAAGCCUUACUUAUAUUUAUAUACAAAGGAGAAGUGAACAUCGAACAAAAGAACUUGCCAGCUCUGCUGAAAGCGGCCGAGACCCUACAGAUUCGUGGACUUUCCGGCGGAGACAUAUUUGCUAAGGAGUCGUAUAAGAGGUUAGCGGAAUUAGAGCAAGCUGUUGAAGAGGAAGCAACUACUGCCAAGGAAGACACACCAAAAAAGAAACAGAAACUUAAGCAUCAGAAUAAUUCUAUUCUUGAAACCGUGCUGACACCUAAAGUAACCCAGUUGGAAGGUACGGACGAGUCGACUACCAGUGAUCAAAGCGGGAAAGAUGGGGAUUACCCGUUGCAAAAGAAUCUACAGAAUCCGGUUUAUCAUCGUUUAGAAAUGAAGAUCGAGCCAUUGGAAACAACAGCGGAUGAGGUUCAGAAGCAAUCUGCGGUAGACAAAGAUCCUGUGGAAAGAUUGGACACUGGUCAGAUCGAUGGAAAUCAAGGGUCUGGGAACAGCCCUGCUGAAGACAUUUCCGGUUUAUCUGGGUUAUCCGGCCUAACUGGAUUCUCGGACGUGAAGCCGCUGCUUUACGCGUAUCAGCAGCUACCUUACGCCGAUCUUCUGCCGAGUCCGGAGAUAAUCUCAACCUGGGCGACCUCUCGACCGAUGGAUCAUUUGGCCUGUGACCUUAUGAAGAUCCUCUUCACCCCGGAGGAGAGGAUUCUCUGUAACGUAAACGGCAAGAUGGGCAAACAACAGUUCGAUAGUAACAAAAUACACUUGAUAAGAGAAGUUCUGUUGCACUUUAGCGGUAUCGCACCUAACAGCGUCGAAUGGGAAGAGACAUGGAAGAAUUGCGUGACUAAGAUCGACACUAGCAAUAGGGGCUUGAAAAGGUAUUUGUUCCAAAGGCGGUCGAGUCGAUCGUCGAAGCCGGGCGUAACCGUGAUCGCAGAGGCACGAGAAGCCGCGACUCCUUCGCCCGAUCCACGGACGCACGCGACCUACCCGAUCAGUCUCGACGGGACACCGCCUUGGAACCCUUCGAAGACCAUCGAGGAUCUUCAUUCGCCGAAUCAUCCGUGUCCGGAGUCGAUGCCCGAGCAUCAGGAGCCCGCGAACCUUCUCGCGGACCGGGAGGGCAGAGUUCUGCGUUCCGGUUUCCCGGGCUGCACCGGGACCACCGGGAAUUCCGAUUUCCCGGACGAAACGGUGAAGGGCGCCUCGGUGUACCCGCCGUUCCCGUGCCCCUUCUGCGACAGGGCGUACACCAGCUGGGGAUUCCGAAGAAGACACAUCAAAGCGGUCCACACGAUUUCGCCGUCCCUUAAUUGCAAAUGGUGCUUGCAGGUUCUGCCCACGCAUGCGGCUUGGAGGCGACACGUGAUACUGGCGCACAAUCUCUCGGCCAGAGACGCGCACAACGGUCUCCUGAUCUUGGAGGAGGCGCACAUGGUGUUGCAAAUCGCGCGUCCAACCAGGCUAGACACUUUAGUCAACAUAAUUAAGCAAAAUUCCCAGCAGAACAGCAAUCAGGAGAACCCUCAAUCGGAUAAGGAUUGAGGACGCUUCGCGGUCUGUUCGUCGCGCGGUUGGGUUACGUUUCUGUAGACGGUUCCGGAAGCAAAACUGUUCAUCGCGAUUGAUGCGCGUCGAAUGGCAUUCGAUGUGCAACAGGUUUUCAUUUUUAUAUCGUAUAUUUAUUUUCUCGAAGAAUCGCUUUGUGUCGCGAGAGAGCGCAGCUCGCGAUCCUAGGAGCGACACGAUACGAUUCUCCGAUGGUCCAGGUUACGUAUUGCGAUUAUAGCUACGAAUCGCGUAUUAGAAAAGUUGUUACUGAAAGAAAUGGGAGCAUUCUCGACAAGUGCCUUGUCGCUCGUCCCUUCUCUUUAACGUUUUAUACAUGUAUAUUGUCGUUAUAUUUGUACAUACCGCUUUUAUAGUCAUCACCUAUGGCCAGUAUCGCGCUGCGUUGCGCACAGUAUUUUUUAUUGUUGUAUUAACAAGAGUUUUAUAUAAAACGAAUAAACGUUUAACAGCGUGGCAAGGGACAGUCUCGUUAGUGAUGGAGGAACGUCACCAGCUGUGUCGGAUGUUUUAAGUCGUUUAUUUUUUCAAAAUAUUCUUGACAGUAUCGUGCAUCAGUCGACUGACAUUUUUUAUGAAUAUUUUCUCUCGAAAAAGUGACAGGAGUUUCGUGCUUUCAUUGAAAUCGACUCGUGCAGGGAUGUAAAUUUUUUUUUUCAUUGAUCUCUCGCAAGUCCGUUACGAUUACGGUUCGAUUCCGUUUGACAAAUGAAUACCGUUGCGUGCGAUAAAGCGGUGUGAAAAGGGUUGCUAACGAUUCAUAACGUGAAUUCCGAAGAAUCUCUUGCUUCGCAACGGUCGCGCGACGUGCACGUUCGCUAGCCUAAUCUCCUCGAAAUCGUUUUUAUUCGGGGUUCCCCUGUUUCUAUAUCCGAUCCGUGUCUCGUUUUGUAUGCGUUUUGAACGUCGGUCGCGCGAUUUCGCUUCGUUCGGCCAAUCCGUGGAAAGAGUGAUCGAAUGUUCGCGUCGGUAAGGAGUAUUGCUAACUGUUGGAGAAACUUGGCGCGUUCUGAAUGGAAAACGUUCGAUGAGAAAGAUUAUUGUACAUUGGACAGAGAGGCACCGGCGUCACGGUUUCUCGAGGUACGGAAAUUACAAAAGAGGCUCACCGGCAAAAAAGAUCG